AUGGUAUCUCUUGCAGAGACAGGAAGGAGCAAGGAUGGACAGACUUUGAUGCCCCCUGAAGAAACUGUUUUAGCUUUUGCUGAAGUAGAAGGAAUGAGAGAGGCCUUGGUUGGCACCACUGCAGUGAACAGCAUCGUUGUUUGGAAUCUGAAGACAGGCCAGCUGCUGCAGAGGAUGCACAUUGGCUGUUCCUACCUGGCUUCCAUCUGCCACCGGGCGUAUUCCGACUCGGGCCUCCUGUUUGUUGUGCUAAGCCACCCCCACGCCGAAGAGAGCGAUCCCAGUGGAAGCCCCGCGUUCCGCCUGGUGGCGUUCAACCCCCGCACGGCCCGCGGCGCGGGGGUGCUGUGCUCCUCCCUCCCGCCGGGACAGGCCGGAAGGUACCUGGAGGGUGACGUGCAGGACACCUGUGCCGUGGCCGUGCUGAGCUCGGGAGCCAUCGCGCUCACAGCCGAGUCCCACUUCAUGAAAGACCUGGGUUUGGACAGUUUGGACCAAGUGGAAAUUAUCAUGGCCAUGGAAGACGAAUUCGGAUUCGAAAUUCCUGAUGGAGAUGCAGAAAAGUUAAUGUGUCCACAAGAGAUAGUAGAUUACAUCGCAGAUAAGAAGGAUGUUUAUGAAUAA
Chaetura pelagica (chimney swift) is the source of this 624-nucleotide messenger RNA. RefSeq names its product partner and localizer of BRCA2-like. Gene Ontology annotation, biological process: fatty acid biosynthetic process; double-strand break repair via homologous recombination. Bases 1 to 624 code for a protein of 207 amino acids. The transcript is spliced from 7 exons. The record is from RefSeq and is a predicted model, not a curated record. Lineage: Eukaryota; Metazoa; Chordata; Aves; Apodiformes; Apodidae. Gene Ontology annotation, molecular function: protein binding; DNA binding. Gene Ontology annotation, cellular component: nucleoplasm.